CUCCACCUCUCACUACUUUUCCUCUCCGGCAAAACUGAACCAGAAAGGUGGAGUAAAAACCCAGCUUGAAGAUGGAAAGAUUGGCAGCGCUCAUUGCUCUCUGCUUCCUCUCAGCUACUCUCGUCGGCGCUCACUCCUCCGGCAACCCUUUUCUCGUGAAGGGCAAAGCCUACUGUGAUACCUGCAACUGCGGCUUUGAAACUACCGCCACCAAGUACCUCGCCGGGGCGAGGGUUCAGAUUCAGUGCAGGGACAUAAAGACCAAUGCUCUCACCUACACCAUUGACGGCGUGACUAACUCGGAGGGAGAAUACAACAUUGUGGUGAACGGCGACCGUGGCGAUGACCUCUGCGAUGUAGUUCUGAUGAAGAGCCCCGACCGGCGUUGCAGCAUCCCAAACAAAGGCCGUGACCGUGCCCGUGUCAUCCUCACCCGCAACAACGGUAUGGUCAGCGACAUUCGCUACGCCAACAACAUGGGAUUCACCAGCAAAGAGCCUCUCGCUAGUUGCGCCCAAAUCCUCGCUCCGUACCACUUGAACGACGACAAUUUUUAAGGAUCCUAGCUACUUUGUUGUGAUCCUAGGAUACUACUCUAGCUUGCUUUAUUUUGUUUUUUGUUUUAGUGAGGCUUAAAGCUAGCAUCCUUAUAUCUAUGUUAUUAUUUGUGGACCUCAAUUUAAUAGUUUGUUAAAUUGAUGUUAGUUUAAACUUGAUUUUCUCUCACUGCUCUUGCUCGGAAGAGAUUUGUUUUUCAGUAGUA
Messenger RNA from Ipomoea triloba (trilobed morning glory), 763 nucleotides. Its product is annotated as major pollen allergen Lol p 11-like. NCBI's taxonomy places the organism in Eukaryota, Viridiplantae, Streptophyta, Magnoliopsida, Solanales, Convolvulaceae. The record is from RefSeq and is a predicted model, not a curated record. The coding region runs from base 72 to 557 and encodes 161 amino acids. The transcript has 2 exons.